This is a messenger RNA of Colletotrichum chrysophilum, 2703 nucleotides long. RefSeq lists its product as uncharacterized. Lineage: Eukaryota; Fungi; Ascomycota; Sordariomycetes; Glomerellales; Glomerellaceae. The transcript is spliced from 6 exons. The record is from RefSeq and is a predicted model, not a curated record. The coding region runs from base 1 to 2703 and encodes 900 amino acids.
AUGCCAUCAGACAACUACAAUUUCGUCGACGAAUUCCAAAAGCUGUUCGUUUCCAAACAAAAGCCAGCUCCUGAGCCCAUCACCGACAACAUGAAAGCAAUACUUCAGAGCUACCCUCCUCUGGGUCAGUUCACCCAGGUCUCGACUGGGCAACUGACGGUGACGGCUGUUCUCGAGAUACCAGCUUCGCGUGCAGACGAGCCAUGGGAAGUUGCUUUAUGGCAGUCCAGCGAUGGAGGCGAAUGGGCGGAGGUGGCCUUGCGUCGUAUUGCUGAUGAUAGCCCGACGACUUUGCAGGCAGUUCCAGACCACGUCCGCCGCUUCUUCUUCUCUGCCUCUCUUUCAGUCAACAAGACGCUUCAAUUCACGCUGAAGUUCAGACACUCGGAUGCCGACUCAUGGCGAUGGACCCGUGAUGAGCUUGGUGUUGGUGACGGUAACGUCGUCAUGAGCACGGCCCCAGUGCUUCAAAGCCUCUCGGAACGUCUCGAAGACAUUGUGACAGGCUUCAAUCCUGCAUGGAAUGUGAAAUCUCUCAUGAGCCAGUGUCCUGGUACUCGUCUAUGGUCACUGGAAACCGGCAUCGACGCUGUUGACAACGAUGAGUCCAAGCUUGCUAACAUCUCGUUGGGUAUGCCAUGGGGAAGCUUCCAGAGAUGGUUUGCUCUCGUUCGUAUUUGGAGUCCCUGGCUAGCCCCCCGCCAUGGCAAGACCUCGUUUCAUCUCGACAAAGACGCUGUACUAUGCUCAUUCCUGAGUUCCGAGGGCAAGCAUCUCGUAUUCCUUGCCAUGAGCGGGGUCAACAAUGUGCUAUCUGUUUUCCGUCACGAUGAUGCUGGGCAGAUAUCCGUUCACGCUCGUAACGACGGAUCUUCGUCAGAGAACGCCAAGAUCCUCGUUGCCAUUGGUGACAACUUCGAGAGCGCGAAUGCUGCAGUAAUGUACCAGGCGAGACACUAUGUUAUUACAGAGAAGAAAGCCAGCAAUGAGUUGCAGGCCGAGAUGAAAGCCAUCGAAGAAGGCGUCAAGCCGGAAUGGAUGGAGAACUGGUAUGACGGACUCGGCUUCUGUACAUGGAACGCGCUUGGGCAGCGUCUCACAGAUGAGAAGGUGUUCGACGCUGUUGACAAACUGGCCGAGAACAACAUCAAGGUUACCGGUCUCAUCAUCGACGACAACUGGCAGACCAUCGAUUACAGAGGCCACGGCCAAUUCCAACAUGGUUGGUGUGAGUUUGAGGCCGAGCCGAAGGCUUUCCCAAAGGGUCUUAAAGCGACGGUUGCCCACAUUCGAGAGAAGCAUCCUCAUAUCCAGCACAUUGCUGUGUGGCAUGCCCUACUAGGUUACUGGGCGGGUAUCUCUCCGGAGGGCAAGAUUGCAAAGGAAUACAAGACGGUUGAGAUCGUUCGAGAAGAUGCCGAGCGACGGAACCUACCUCUUGGUGGCAAGAUGACUGUUGUAGCCAAAGAGGACGUCGACAAGUUCUACAAUGACUUCUACAAAUUCCUCGUCGAUUGCGGCAUCGAUGGUGUCAAGACAGAUGCCCAGUUCAUGACGGACACAUGGGUCUCAGCCACCGCCCGUCGCGAGCUCAUUGAUGCCUAUCUAGAUGCAUGGACGAUAUCCUCACUACGCCACUUUAGCAUUAAAGCCAUAUCUUGCAUGUCGCAAACACCGCAAAUCCUAUUCUACAACCAGCUUCCCCGGAACAAGCCCGCGAUUCUCUGCCGAAAUUCAGACGACUUCUUCCCUGAGAUCCCAGCCUCACACCCUUGGCACGUAUGGACCAACGCUCAUAACAGCUUACUCACGCAGCACCUGAACAUUUUACCAGACUGGGAUAUGUUCCAGACCGUACACGAUUACUCUGGCUUCCAUGCUGCAGCGCGAUGCGUCAGUGGUGGGCCGAUCUACAUCACCGACGUCCCGGGACAGCACAAUUUGGAUCUCAUCAAGCAGAUGACAGGGUUGACGAUCCGAGGAAAGACUGUCAUCUUCCGUCCCAGCGUCAUAGGGAAGACCAUCGAUCCGUACACUGGAUACGACGAUGAUGGCCUGUUGAAGAUCGGUUGUUACCACGGCAAAGCUGUGACAGGCACUCCCAUUCUGGGCGUUUUCAAUAUCUCGGCCCGAUCCUUGACAGAGAUCAUCCCCCUCAGCUCCUUCGCUGGCGUUCUGCCUUCCAUGCGCUACGUCGUUCGUGCCCACUCGUCUGGAAAAGUCAGCCCGCCUGUCACCCCGGGCACACCAGCUUCUGCUCUCACCACUUCGGUGGACGUACGAGGAUAUGAGAUAUUCACCGCGUACCCCCUUUCCAGCUUUGACAGCGAGUCAAAGGGCAAAGUGUGGACUGCCAACUUGGGCCUCGUGGGGAAGAUGACAGGAGCAGCGGCGAUAGUCAACAGUGAUUUCUUACUGCGACACGACGGCAAGGUUGAGCUCAAAACCCGUCUCAAAGCAUUGGGCGUUCUUGGUCUGUACAUCUCUAAGUUGCCGGAGCUUACCAUCCACGACGAUUUUCUCGUCACCAUCCAAAACUCGGUCAUCCCUGUCAGCGCGGUGUCUGUUUGCAAGAAUGAUGACAAGGUACUGGAGAUUGAUAUCGAGAAGGCUUGGGAGGAGAUGGGCUUGCACCCAGGGUGGAGCAAUGAGGUUGAGAUGACUGUCACUUUCGCCAUUGACCACGAGCAGGUGGAGGACUAG